Hypoxylon trugodes is the source of this 707-nucleotide messenger RNA. RefSeq lists its product as uncharacterized. NCBI's taxonomy places the organism in Eukaryota, Fungi, Ascomycota, Sordariomycetes, Xylariales, Hypoxylaceae. The transcript is spliced from 3 exons. Bases 20 to 484 code for a protein of 154 amino acids. The record is from RefSeq and is a predicted model, not a curated record.
CAAUGUUCUAAAAUUUUCAAUGAUGCGAUUUUUCAUAUUAUCUGCUGUACUUCUAGCGCCCCUUGGGGUCAUCGCCGCUCCUCCACCAAAAUUACACGAUGCAGGGUCUAACGUCGUGAUACCUCCGCCUUGUAUCGCGAUGGAUCCGCCGCCUAGUGAAGAUGAGACACAAAUGCGAUUUGGCAAGUUCGCGUACGCUUUUAUAAUAAAGAAGAACCUUACUGAGGCGUUUGAAUAUGUUUCUUCCACUUAUAUAAAUCACCAACCACUUGCCGGCGAAGAUGGCCCCGAUGCUGCUUUAAAAGUCUUGGGCCCAAUGUGGGAAGAGAAGACACUCAUUCCUCUUCGUACGGCCUUUAAGAGCGACCAAGGAUGGUUGGAUUACAUGGCUAGUGGUGCUGGUGAGAUUAUUGACCGCUUCCGGUGGGAAGCUGGUUGUAUCGUUGAACAUUGGGACGAUGGUGGGAAGUUCCCGGAUUUCUAAGUCAAUGAAGAGUUGAAUCUCAGAGCAACAGCCUCGGUUUGAUAUAAGGGAUAAGGGGCUGAUACAUAUGAUCUUGAAGUACAAUCGCCAUAUAUUAUGUUUGAAUAAUACUUAAUAUUAAUCUAGGAGAUUCUCAUCAACUACUUUGCAUUCGGGAAGAGGGAAGACAAGAUUCUGAGAAACGAACGGUAACGUAAGAAACGUCUUAUAAGCACAGUCUAAG